CGAGCCGCGGGAUGCUACAGAGAGAAAAUUGUAUGAUGCAGAAAUUUAUCAACCAAUUAAUAUAUAAACAUGUAAAUUAAAGAAAACUCAAACAAACGCUUGUAUUUGACUUUUCGUAAAUUUCGCAAUACGUUGAUGUUUUGAGAUUGAUUCACAAAAACAACAUGGCUGACGGUGGUAAAGAUGAAUUUAAAAGUCAUACAGGAGAAAGUAUUGAUAAUGAAACUGAUUCUAAAUAUGGAAAGGACAAUGAAACUCCUAAAGAAAAAAUUGAUUGGGAGUUCGUCGAAGAAUAUUCGUCUCUUGCCAGAAAACCUGAACAUGGGACCAUACCACAGGAUUUUCUGGAACUUUUCUAUUCUUAUGCGUACGAUUGUAAGAAGUACUUCAAUUUGUGUGUGGUUGAUAAAGAUACUGUUGCCUUUACGUCUGGAAAUUUAAUUCAUUUUUUCAACGUAAUAGAAAAUACAAUGACGUUCAGAAGAAGUAUUUUGGGUGGUGGUAUUGGUCACAUAGCUAAAAAUCCAAAGAAAGAACAUUUUGCUGUAGCAGAAAAUGGCACGAAUCCAGUAAUAAUUAUAUACAAGUGGCCAUCUAUGAAAAUUGUAACUAUCUUGGAAGGAGGGACAACAAAACGUUACUUCCACUUGGCUUACAGUCCUGAUGGUUUACUACUGGUUUCCCAAGGCGGCGAACCUGAUUAUUACAUCUCUAUUUGGAAUUGGAAAGAGUUAACAAUCAUUUUGCAAUGUAAAUCACAUGUACAAGAUGUGUACAAUGUAACUUUCUCUAAAUAUGUUCCUGGGCAAUUGACAUCAAGUGGAAUAGGACAUAUCAAAGUUUGGAAAGUAGCCAGAACCUUCACUGGAUUGAAAUUGAAAGGGCAAACUGGUAAAUUUGGGAAUACAGAAAUUUCUGAUGUCAUAGCAAUUCUUCCAAUGCCCAAUGAAACAAUAAUUUCGGGUUGUGAAUGGGGUAAUAUAUUAUUAUGGAAUGAAAAUUUAAUUAAACUCGAAGCAUCUAGAAAAAAUGCAGAGCCAGCACACAUGAAUUAUAUUACUCAAUUUGAAUUCGUCGGUGGUGAACUUAUAUCAGUUGGAUUGGAUGGAUGGAUAAGAUUUUGGUUUUAUGAUACUAUUGACCAUGCGGAUCUCCCCCAAGAAGAACCGUUCCUCGAAUUGCAACCAAUAUAUGAAUUCCAUAUUACAGAAGAAGAGACACAUUUUCAAAAAGAUGCGAUGCUCAUGAGUAUCCAGAAACAAGAACGAAAUGAACCAGAGAAAACAAUGUGGUAUGCUCAGGAUGCAAAUGGUGGAUUAUGGCUGCUUGAUCUUUCUACAAGUAAAAAAGACCAAGUACAAACGAAGAUAUUUAGGUGCCAUGCUGGUCCUAUAGUCGACAUGGACAUAGCAGAUUGGGGACCAUACAUUGCUACAAUUGAUGAAAGUGGUCAACUGCAUGUUUAUAAUGACAUUGAAAAGAAAUUAAUAGUUGGUCACAGAUUUCGUGAUAGUGGCAGUCAAGUAGUUUGGCUUCCAUGCAAGGUCGAAAGAACAGGUUCUACAAUCGUGUGCGCGUUUCGAAGUGGUAUUAUUAGAAUGAUAACAAUAGCAAUAAAGGCAGCUGUGGUCGAGAACAAUAUAAAAGGAGAUUAUACAAGACUAAUUCAAUGUAUAAAAGCACAUUCCAUGCCAAUUACUUUAAUGUAUUACAAUGUUUCGUGCAAUUUGCUGAUAACGGGCAGCGAAGAUGCUACUAUUUUUGUAUUCAACAUGCAAUCCACUGAUACUUAUCCACAAAUCAUACCUAUUGGCUAUGUAAAGGUUCCUUCGCCUGCUACUUGUAUGACGUGGAAUGCACAAGAGAAAGCAACUUUGUUAGUUGGGUGUCUUAAAGGAGAUUUCAUGGAAGUACAGUUACCCAUCACACCUCAGUCAUACACAACUACUUCUUAUGAAUUAGUUAAAUGCAAAUCAGCAAAAUUCAAAUUUGAGUCAGUGAAGUCUUUGAUACAGAGAGAAAAGGUAAAAAGAGAAUUCGAAGAAGAGAAACAGAUGAAAAUCGCAGAAAAGAAGAGAGAACUGGAGCAGUUAAUGAAAGAGAACCCGCAUAUGGUGAUUGAUGAGGAAACAUACCUUACUGAAUUUGAUGAUAUGAAGAUAACCCUGCCAGAAAUCUACAUUCCAGAAAUUCCAAAUAAAAUCUCAGUAAUAGAAUAUGGUAUUGACAACAAUGUUUGGCUGUUUGUGAGUGGUUUUGAUGCAGGAUACGUUUACAUAUACCCUCGUCCACUGUCUGGGAGAAUUAGGGACACCAAACCAAUCAAAAGCAGAAUAAUUAAAAACGCGGAAGACGUGGAGAUAUACAAUUGCUUCUUCUACGAUAACAAGAAAUACUUGUUUUUGGGAACACAAUAUGGAGAACUUCACGUAUGCAGGAUGAAUAUGGAAGACCCAUUGGACUUUUCAGACUACUGGAUUCUUCCCAUACAUGAUUAUUAUAAUGGACGCAUAUCCAAGAUGUUAUUAAGCUACGACAAGAAAAUGCUGCUGACGAGUGGUUAUGAUGGAAACAUAUUUGCUUUUACAAUUAACUCUGACGCCGAGGAUGAAAGCAUAGAAAUACCUGUCGCAGAGGACUCCUUACCUCUACUCCAAAAUAUUGAAGACAUGGAAGAUGAUCAUCCAAGCUUAGAAGAGAUAAUUACACAACUGGAGCAGAAUCGAAUAAUCUCUACCGCUGAAAAGAAGAAAGAAGAGGUUUUACGAAUUAUACGCGGCUUAGUAGAAGAAUAUGUCCAAAUUAUGAACAGAAACAGAAAGCUUUUGCCGUCUCAACAAAUAUCGCAUUUCGAGUUGGACCCUAGAAUUACAGAGGAUUUAGAGCAAUACUUGAAAGAACAAAUCUCUUUAACACAGAGAAAGCUAGAAUUUCAAUUUGAUAAAAGUAAAUUGGAAUUGGAGAAACUGAUGGACCAUUUUGUUACACCUAUUACACAUUUGCCUUUUGCAGUGCGCAGUAUAUUGAAUGAAGAUAAAGAAGUACACUCCCUCAGAGAAUUAAAACUGAAUAUUGACACCACAUUAAAACAAAUAGAAACAGUGAAACAAUUUGAAGAGCAUCACCAUACAGACAAAGCACAAGAGGGAGAAAUCGAAGACAUUGAAGAAGAUAUGGAUGACGAGGAAAUACAAUACUUGGAGGGUCUUUUAGCCGAAGAUUAUAGUGAUUUAACUUCUGGAUUAGGAAUUCAGAUCAAUCAGAUGCUUUUGAAGUACAAAGAGAAGAAAGCUAGCAUGAUUCGAAGACAGAAAGAAUGGCAAAGAUUAUAUUCGAGGAAGCCAAAUUUAGCCAAAAGUCGUAUGGAGGAUGCAGUCUUCAUUGAAAAAACAGAGAAAGACAUUGGUGAAUAUAAUCUAAAGACAAGCACAGGUUUUAAUAUUAAAAUGAAGAAACAGACAACUGUAUUGAAGUACAAGCAGCUUCUAGAUUGCAGGCGUAAGCUUCAUUACCUGCGAGAAGACUUCAAUGGAAAGUUGAACGAAAUCAGAUUGAAGAAGCAAAAACUACAAUCAGAAGUCCUUGCAUUAAUACAGAUGCUGAGAAAAAUACAAGCAGAAAUUCCUAAUAAAAGUGUAAAACCUAUGCCGCAUGUACCAAUAUUAAAUGUUGAUACUGAAUUUCCUGAACUGAAGCUUAACCUCGAGAAGUAUGUAUCAAUGACAGAACAAGUGCAACAAAUGAAACGACAGAGGCAGUCUCAGAGCAUAGAUGUACCAGUGGAUAAGUACGACUUGGAGUAUGAAGUGUUGCUUUGCGAUGAGAAAACAACCACAACAGAUGAGAUUGAAAGUUUUUCCACCAUUCUGUCAUCAUCAAAGAUGAAAAUGAAAGGUCAAGUGUCCACACAUAUUGAUUUAAUACGGAAUUUGAAUAUAAGCGAUGCUGUUCAGACGUUAUGGGAAAAAGAAAUGAAGCGCACAAGGAUGUGGCGUAAGCUAUAUGAACAGGAUUGCAUUUUGCGACAUAUCGAAGAGAGUUAUAAGCAAAUAGAACACGAAUUGGACGAAUUGGAAGAAUAUAGGCUUGAUGUUAUAUACCAGAGCACUUAUAUGAACUUGCAUUUGUUGACGCUUUAUGAAGAAUUUAUCAUUCUUAGGGAGUGUGAAGCAACAGAAUUUGUUCUCGAAGAUAAAGUCAAUUUGAAGUCUAAUGAGCGAGCUACACUAAUGUCGAAGAUGCAGAAUACAAACGGCAGAAUCUCGAUUAGGGAAGAGGAGAUUCGAAAGUUGCACGUGAAGAUUAAGGAUCUUACUGCUGAAUUUGCGAAAGCUAUUGUUGGAAGCAAGUUCCAAGACUUCCUACAGAAAAUAUUCAAGAAAAAAUACACAGCUGCGAGGGAAAGAGACGAAUCUGAGGACACUACACAAUCGUCGGAGACUAGCAGUGAUGAAACUGAUAGUACAGUAGAUUCUGAGGCUGGUCAGGUUUUGUUCGAUGAAAAUAUUUGUCCACCAGGUUGUGAUAAACAGUUGUAUGAAAUGGCAUUUACUAUGAGGGCACAGCGAUAUGAACAUGAAUUGCAAAUUAAAGAGGAGCAGAGAGAGAUCGAGUUGUUAUAUAAAGAAUUAGACCUAGAAACAAAGAGCUUGAAAAUUGUUGAGAAUAAUUUAAAGAGUAAUCAAGAGGAUCUGGAAGCUUUCAUAGUGGAAAAACAAAAGAAGUUAAAUGAUGUCGAUGUCACAGUUAUACUAAACAUGCACCAAAUGCAAAACAUAUCAAAUUCUGGAAAUGUCACAGAGAUUCAGGAUUGUGUAGUUUUUAAUAAAAAGGAAUUAUCAAGUCUGUAUGCUAGAGUAGGAGAACUACAAAAGCAAACUUUGGAUUUAAUAGAUAAAAGAAAGAAAAAUGAGACACACCUUAAAAGGAUAAAAUUAGAUUUGAAAUAUAUGGAAACGCAAAAUAAGAGUUUAGAAUUAGAAAUCAAAGAAAAAAUGAUUCAAAAAUUUGGUCGAAAAGUGUCUCUGCUAAGUCUGUAUGAGACUAUUUUACAGAGAAUGAUUUAUGAAACUAAAACAGAUAUGCGAAAAAUUAUGAAAACUUUUUCUGUGGACUUGAAGAACGUAAAAAGAGAGUGCAAUGAAGGCCUUAUUAUUUUAGCGAAUUUAAUUCGAAACAAUACUGAAAAGAUAAGUCUGUUAACAAUAUUAGAAAAAGAGAAGAUUAAACUGAAGAAGAUGUUAGAACAAGUACCAGUUUCAGAAGAGGAUAUGUUAAAAGUGGAACUUCAACAUCAGACAGAUAUAUCCAUACUUGAAAGAGUUCUUCACAAUCAGAUGCAACAGAAACAUUUGCUUCAAUAUGAUGUUGAAAAUCUUCGAAAUGGACCAAAGAAAUUACUUUCGUCUUGUUUGAAGGAAAAUAUACUGUAAAAACUAUUUAUUUUAGAUUAACAUUUUCAAAUUUAAGAGU
Megalopta genalis is the source of this 5472-nucleotide messenger RNA. RefSeq names its product cilia- and flagella-associated protein 44. Gene Ontology annotation, molecular function: protein binding. NCBI's taxonomy places the organism in Eukaryota, Metazoa, Arthropoda, Insecta, Hymenoptera, Halictidae. The record is from RefSeq and is a predicted model, not a curated record.